AAAGGGGAAAACAACUUUAACAAUACGUGUUUGUAUUUGUGUGAUAAAAAAAAUAGUUGAAAAUUUAAUUAAAUCAAAUAAAUUAAUACAAUGAAUUCUGAAAGUGCUAGAAGACCAGAAAAGAUUGUUAAAUACAAACCAAAUAACAACAUUCAGAGUACACAAGAAGAUCUCACACCAGACUAUCUUAAUAUUCUGGGAAUGGUUUUUUCGAUGCUUGGAUUAAUGCUAAAAAUGAAGUACUGUGCAUGGCUAGCACUAUACUGUUCAGUAAUUUCCUUUGCAAAUUCGCGUGUUACAGAAGAUUCAAAACAAGUAUUAAGUUCUUUUAUGCUUAGUUUCUCAGCUGUGGUCAUGUCAUACUUACAAAAUCCAGCACCAAUAUUCUCUUGAAAAUUAUUGAAUUGAUUGACAUUUGAAAAUUAAAAGAAUACCUUUAUGCUGUAAUUACAUUCUGUUAAAAAAUAAACAACUCAAAUUUAC
Messenger RNA from Chironomus riparius, 483 nucleotides. The record is from the annotation of a GenBank genome assembly. Lineage: Eukaryota; Metazoa; Arthropoda; Insecta; Diptera; Chironomidae.